UCUCACUUGCACUACAGCAACUGCCCCGGAAGCUUUUUCUCCGGUCUGCUACGACUGGUAACUAACAGAGUGGAGCUUUCUGAGAUGGGACGAAUUCCAUGCUGCGAGAAAGACAACGUCAAAAGGGGUCAGUGGACCCCGGAGGAAGACCACAAGCUCUCUUCCUACAUUGCUCAACAUGGCACCCGCAACUGGCGUCUUAUACCCAAACAUGCUGGUUUACAGAGAUGUGGAAAGAGCUGCAGAUUACGGUGGACCAACUACCUCCGUCCUGACCUUAAGCACGGCCAAUUCUCGGAUGCAGAAGAGCAGACCAUCGUCACUCUGCAUUCAGUUCUGGGGAAUAGAUGGUCUGUGAUUGCAGCUCAGCUGCCUGGUCGCACCGAUAACGAUGUCAAAAACCAUUGGAAUACCAAGCUCAAAAAGAAGCUAUCAGGCAUGGGUAUCGAUCCCGUCACUCACAAGCCUUUCUCUCACCUCAUUACUGAGAUUGCCACCACUCUGGCUCCACCGCAAGUUCCCCACUUGGCAGAAGCAGCCUUAGGGUGUUUCAAGGAUGAGAUGCUCCACCUCCUCACCAAGAAACGUAUUGGCAGCUACCAAAUGCAGCAAAUAGGUUUAACACCAGUUAACACAGCAGCUACACAAGUUAAGCAUGAGGAUAGGGACGAAACCAUUGAGAAGAUUAAGUACGGAAUAUCAAGAGCCAUAAAGGACCCUGAAACUUCACCUACAAACAAGCCUUGGGACCCUGUUGUAGCAGGACCCGCAAAUUUUGCUGGAAGCUGCAAUGCAUUUGCUGCCCCAGAUUCCGGGUUUCAUUAUGGCCUUUCAUCCCUUGUCAAUGAAGGAAAUGGAUCUGCAUGGAACCAGAGCAUGUGCCCUGGAAGCAGUGCAACAGGAGACCGACAAUGCCAGCUGGAUGAGAAACUCGAAGAUGAAAAUGGUCAAGACUGGAAGGGUGGAAAAGAAAUGAGAGAUGGGGCCACCCUUUUCAAUUCAGACUGCGUUUUGUGGGAUUUACCAUCUGAAGAACUAAUGAGUCCAAUGGUCUAAGGAAGAGCACAGAAUGACCACCAACGGGCAAGAACAUCUUAUUCAUGUAAAAAUAAUAAUGUUCUCGAACUGACAAAGAUAUGUAAAUAAAUUCAUAAUAAAUUUGUCGAGGCAGUAGAGAACACUGCCCUAUGUUCCAAUAA
Messenger RNA from Coffea arabica (coffee), 1199 nucleotides. Its product is annotated as transcription factor MYB80-like. NCBI's taxonomy places the organism in Eukaryota, Viridiplantae, Streptophyta, Magnoliopsida, Gentianales, Rubiaceae. The record is from RefSeq and is a predicted model, not a curated record.